GCAUUAAAAAAAGAAUUCAUGUAAAUUUUAGUUUUUUUUAAUUAAAUUAUUUGGUAAUAUUCAAGAGUUAACUACAUAAUAAUGUCUGUAUUGAGCCCCCUAAUUAUUGUAUUAAUCUGUUUGUUAUUCACGUGCAGAGAUAUAAUUUUGAUUGGUUGGUUUUAUAUUAAUGUUGUUUUUUCGUCAUUUUUAAAGAUGGUAUCCAAUGUAGCGAGAUGAUUAAAUAUUUUGAGUGCAGCGCUGGUAGCUAGCUAGACAAGUCACAUCGUACAAUGCCUGAUUGCUGUUUUGACGAUUUUAAUGUAGAUUCUACAAUGAUUGCAUACACGUUGAGAAAUUCAGAUAAUCAAAGCAACAAGGAUGCACCUUGUAUAUUUGUACACAGUCCACCACCAACUAGAAAAAUAUCAAAGGUUGGCAUGAGCAAAGAUACAUCUGAUAUAAUGAAGAAAGAUGAAUCCAUAUCACCUUUAAAAUCCUGUAUAUUGCUGCAAAAGGAUGAACAUUCGGAGGUAAGGGUACCUGUAAAGAAAGCUAAAAGCGUGCAUUUUGCAGAUACUCUGGGUAAACCCUUAAAGUCAGUAAAAACUUUGUUUGAUAAUAGUGACGAAGACUUUGGAUUAAGCUUUUUGAGUCUUCGAAGCACCACGAGAAAGACAUUUUCAGUUGACAUUUUCAAAAGAAAUUGUGAUGGGUUUGGUGAUGUUUCAAGUCCACAUAACAAAUUGCUUAACUUUAAACAACCAGUUACUACAAAAGACUUUCAAAUGAGAGUUGAAAAUAAUAAUGUGUGUUUGGAAAAUGUUGUAUUUCGAGAAUAUGGUGUUUUUGCCACUGUGGCCGUUAAAAACAUUUCUUAUGUAAAGCAAGUUAGUGUUAAGUAUACAUUAAAUAACUGGCAGACACAUGAAACAAUCAAUGCAACAUAUGUUCCUGGGUCAUCAACUGGAUGGACUGAUACCUUUUCAUUUGAAAUUAUUCCUAAAGGUAGCAUUAAUGAUAUUUCUUAUAUUGAAUUAGCAGUGUGUUACUCUGCUAACAACCAAGAACAUUGGGACUCAAACUAUGGCAAAAAUUAUUCCAUUUCGUUUCAAGGCAGAGUUGAUUGUAAAAAAAAAUCCGCAGACAAUUAUAAUGGAUUUAUAUUGUCUAAGCAAAACUUUAUUGGUUGGGCAACAUAAGUAAAUAAUAUAUAUGCAUAUUAAUAUUUAACUAGCUAGCUAAAUGACAGUCUUCAUAAUGUCAUGUAUAUCUAAUUUUUUGACAUGUGAAAUAAGCAUGGUGGAUAUGAUUUAUUUUACAAAUUUUCUAUACUCGUAUAUAUAUGUAUAUAAGUAUUAUUAGCUAUAUGCAUGAAAUCUUUUAGGGAAUAACAUACACACUUUAUCAUCAAUAUGGUUUUAAAGUGUAAAUAAAUGUAUUUUACUUAACCAAACCAAAAACUCAAAAUUUAUGUUAAAAAGGUAUUAGUAAACGUUUUUAUUGAUUUAGUUUUUUUGUGUGUUUUUAUUAUUUUGUUAGGCAUGAUAUAUAUUCAUGCUCCUAUUAUUUAAUGAUGUGCAAUGCCUAAUAAAUUUUUUGUAUCUGUUUGUGUUUAAUGUGUGUUUGUUUUUCCAAUGUGUGCCAUUUGUUUGUUUUUUAAAUUCAUUAUUUUCUAGUUGUGUGUGCAGUGGUUAGUCCUUUUAAAAUGUGUGAAACAUUGUUUUUUUUGUUCACAACUCUUAAAUGGUUUUCUUAUUUGCAGUUUCACAAUAAAGUAUUUUUUUAUAAAACAGUUGUAAUUGAAAAUUUUAGUUAAAAGUGAAUAAAAAAAUAUAUUGUAUGAAUUGUGUA
This is a messenger RNA of Hydractinia symbiolongicarpus, 1833 nucleotides long. Its product is annotated as protein phosphatase 1 regulatory subunit 3B-like. Gene Ontology annotation, biological process: regulation of glycogen biosynthetic process. NCBI's taxonomy places the organism in Eukaryota, Metazoa, Cnidaria, Hydrozoa, Anthoathecata, Hydractiniidae. Gene Ontology annotation, cellular component: protein phosphatase type 1 complex. The record is from RefSeq and is a predicted model, not a curated record. The transcript has a single exon. Bases 273 to 1181 code for a protein of 302 amino acids. Gene Ontology annotation, molecular function: glycogen binding; protein phosphatase 1 binding.